Molecule: messenger RNA, 2349 nt
Organism: Fraxinus pennsylvanica
Lineage: Eukaryota; Viridiplantae; Streptophyta; Magnoliopsida; Lamiales; Oleaceae
Source: the annotation of a GenBank genome assembly
AUGACAACUCCGAAACCACCUCCAUUGCCGAACUCCAAUGUGCUCAUCUCUACUAUUAUCAACCUCUUGAAGUCCACCGCAAAACGCCAUUCCAAUUCGCCACUAUAUGACACUCUUGCCCCAUUUGUCCCCUCCUUAACCCCACCCAUUAUCCACUCCAUUCUUUCCUCCCCUUCUCUCCACCAUUUUCCUUCAACUCUUCUAUCUUUCCUCACAUUGGUUCAUUCUCAUACCCCACAUUCAGCCCCUCUACCUCUUCCCCCUCUUCUUUCGGUACUCUCAUCCCUUUUAGCUCAUCAGAAAUUCGCGGAUGCCAGAACAAUUCUUCAGUCCCAUAUCGUCUCUGAUCAUCCCCACCACCAUUUACAUCGUCACCUCCUCCACCCUGGGCCGUCCCUUCCGCCCCCAUCGAAGGCCCUCUUGGAUACUUCUAUUUCGGCCUACUGUCACUCGGGGUGGCCCCACCUUGCUGCCCAGGUUUUCAAGAAAAUGAAGCGGCAUGGCUGCCGCCCCACCCUAUUGACUAUCAACACUUUGUUGAACUCUCUGGUAAAGAAUUCCUCCUCUUCACGGUCUACUGAUUUUUGCAAAGAAUUGUUUAAUGAUGCUUUAAAACUUGGUGUGGCCCCAAAUGUCAAUACUUGUAAUAUUUUGAUUAGUGGCUUUUGUUUAGAAUAUAAACUUAAGGAGGCAAUUGAAUUUUUGAAGAAUAUGGAGAGUAAAUUUGGGUGUAAGCCGGAUAAUGUGAGUUAUAAUACGAUAUUGAUCACGUUAUGCAAGAAGGGCAGAUUGCAUGAUGUGCGUGAUUUGUUGUUCGAUAUGAAGGAGAAGAGGCUUUCGCCUAAUAGCAGUACGUACAAUAUUUUGGUUCAUGGGUAUUGUAAGAUGGGGUGGUUGAAGGAUGCUGCUAAGGUUAUUGAGUUGAUGAGUCAGCAUAACAUUUUCACGGAUACUUGGACAUACAAUAUGUUGAUUGAUGGAUUUUGUAAACAGGGGAAGAUUGAUGAGGCAUGUAGGUUGAGAGAUGAGAUGGAGGGGUUGAAAUUGUUGCCCGAUGUGAUCACUUACAACACGUUGAUAAACGGGUAUUUUGAGAUGAAAAAUAGUUUUGCAGCUUUCAAGUUGAUCGAGGAAAUGACAGAGAAAGGAGUGAAGCCCAAUGAGGUUACUCAUAAUAUCUUGAUUAAGUGGUAUUGUAAGGAAGGGAGGAUGGAUGAAGCUAGCGAGACAGUUAGGAGGAUGGAGAAAAGCGGGUUUUCACCUGAUCGUUUUACCUUCAAUACUUUGAUUAGCGGGUUUUGUAAGGCAGGAAAUUUCUCUGAGGCAUUUAUGAUGAUGAAUUUAAUGGGUGGGAAAGGUUUGAAAAUGGACACGGUGACACUGAACACUGCUCUGCAUAAUCUGUGCCAAGAAAGAAAGGCUAAUGAGGCAUACAAUUUACUCAACAUUGCUCAUAAGAGAGGUUAUAUCUUGGAUGAUGUGAGCUAUGGCACUCUGAUUGUUGGGUAUUGUAAGGAAGAAAAUUUGGAUAGAGCUAUGAGGCUUUGGGAUGAAAUGAAGGAGAAAGAGAUUAUUCCGGGUAUUUCUGCAUAUAAUUCUCUAAUUCUAGGCUUCUGCAAGUCGGGUAAAACUGACCAAGCGAUAACUAAGUUGAAUGAAUUAUUGGAGAGUGGGUUGGCUUCAAAUGAGACUACAUACAACACAAUUAUUCAUGGGUUCUGCUGGGAAGGGAAUCUGGAGAAAGCAUUUCAAUUUCACAACAAGAUGGUUGAAAAAUCAUUUAAUCCUAAUAUCUAUACAUGCAACAUUCUUCUUCGUGGGCUGUGCAAGGAAGGGAUGCUUGAAAAAGCAAUAAAGCUCUUCAACACAUGGAAUUCGAAAGGGAAACAGAUUGAUGCAGUAACCUACAACACCUUAAUAACGGCCCUAUGCAAAGAUGGGAGACUCGAGGAUGCUUUGGGCCUUGUUGCUGAGAUGAAAGAAAAAGAACUAUCUCGAGAUAGUUAUACAUAUAACGCUCUUGUUGGUGCUCUUAAGGAUUCUGGAAGAGCUAAAGAAGCAGAGGAGAUAAUGUUAAAAAUGAUAGAAGGUGAUAAAUCAUCUCAACAGCCAAGGCACAUGGAUGAACGACAAGAUGUGUUUGCUGGUGAACCUUCAGAUGAAUCAGAUUCAAGUUCUAUAGCUUACUCAGAACAGAUUAACGAGCUUUGCACUGAAGGGAGAUACAAAGAUGCCAUGCAUAUUUUUGGAGAACUGAAGCAGAAGGGCAUCACUGUAAAUAAAUCCGCCUAUAUUACUCUAAUGAAUGGACUGAUAAAGAGGAAAAAGAGUACAUUGAAGGCAUUUUGA